UUUGGCUGAAUCAAAUAAAGCAAACACAGAGAAUCAGAGAGAGAUAUAUAUAUAUAUAUAUAUACACAUAUUAAUCUUGGAAUAUGGGGACAGGGAGUGGAAGCGAGGUGAAGCAGGAAGGGUCGGACGAGCAGCAGAAGAGGUCGGAGAUCUACACAUACGAGGCCCCGUGGCACAUCUACGCCAUGAACUGGAGCGUCCGACGAGACAAGAAGUACCGCCUCGCCAUUGCCAGCCUUCUCGAGCAGCUGCCCAACCGCCUCGAGAUUGUUCAGCUCGACGAUUCCACCGGCGAGAUUCGCUCCGACCCCGCCCUCUCCUUCGAGCACCCUUACCCUCCCACUAAGACCAUCUUCAUUCCCGACAAGGAGUGCCAGAAGCCCGACCUCCUCGCCACUUCCAGCGACUUCUUGAGGCUCUGGAGGAUUCACGAUGACGAUUCUGAUGCGCACCUCGGGAAUGGGAAUGGAGACGAAUACAACACCAACACCAACAGCGGCGGCUCCCGCGUCCGCCUCCUCUCCCUCCUCAACGGCAACAAGAACAGCGAGUUCUGCGGGCCCCUCACCUCCUUCGACUGGAACGAGGCGGAGCCGAGGCGCAUCGGCACCUCCAGCAUCGACACCACCUGCACCAUCUGGGACAUCGAGAGGGAGGCCGUCGACACUCAGCUCAUCGCCCACGACAAGGAGGUCUACGACAUUGCCUGGGGCGGCGUCGGCGUCUUCGCCUCCGUCUCCGCCGACGGCUCCGUCAGGGUCUUCGACCUCCGAGACAAGGAGCACUCCACCAUCAUCUACGAGAGCUCCGACCCCGACACCCCACUCGUUCGCCUCGGCUGGAACAAGCAGGACCCCCGCUACAUGGCCACCAUCAUCAUGGACACCGCCAAGGUCGUCGUCCUCGACAUCCGCUUCCCCACGCUCCCGGUGGUCGAGCUGCAGCGCCACCAGGCCUCCGUCAACGCCAUCGCCUGGGCCCCACAUAGCUCCUGCCACAUCUGCACCGCCGGAGACGACUCCCAGGCGCUCAUCUGGGACCUCUCCUCCAUGGGCCAGCCCCUCGACGGCGGCCUCGACCCCAUCCUCGCCUACACCGCCGGCGCCGAGAUCGAGCAGCUCCAGUGGUCCUCCUCCCAGCCCGACUGGGUCGCCAUCGCCUUCUCCUCCAAGCUCCAGAUACUCAGGGUAUGACAGGCCACCUCUUCCCUCUCUUUGAACAGCACUAGCAGCAACCAAUUUGCCAAUGCCAGGGACUCUCAAUUCUUCAAUGUCUAUCAGCUAUGCAUUUCGCUGUCCUUUUGCUUUCUUUACCAUGUCUUUAACUUUUUAACUUUUAGGAUGUUCCACUGUUGACUCUCUUCUCUUGGUAUAAUGCAAGUGCUUGAGUUCUUGUAGUGAUGAUGAUGGCUAGUGAAUGGAUAUCUUCGGUUCUUAAAAUCUAGGCUCUUUUUUU
Molecule: messenger RNA, 1455 nt
Organism: Morus notabilis
Lineage: Eukaryota; Viridiplantae; Streptophyta; Magnoliopsida; Rosales; Moraceae
Product: WD repeat-containing protein LWD1
Exons: 1
Coding region: 84-1193 (369 amino acids)
Cellular component (GO): nucleus
Molecular function (GO): protein binding
Source: RefSeq, a predicted model, not a curated record